AUGCCGGCUCAACAUCUGCAAAAUUUUAAAUGGUUGUCAUUUCUGGUAGGUGUUCCCACAGUCCCCCUGCUGCCCGCUCAUGUGACCCCUGGGCUGGGUCCCCUUCCCAUUGUCAACCCCUCCACCACCGUACCAGGUUUGAUGUCCUUACCAUCUGGCCUCCCUCCCCUGCCAAACCUGCCUAACCUCCCAAACCUCAAUCUACCGUUACCGGACCUUAGCGCUGUAUCAUUAGCUGGAAUCAGUGGGUUACCUCCCAUUACAGCAGGUUUGCCUCCUCUCCCUCCUCUGAACCUGCCCGGCAUCUCUGCUCUGCCCAUGCACACCGUUCUCCCUUCCACACUUCCCAGCAUGCCCGGGGUCACGCUGCCAUCUUCCCUGGCACCAUCUGACCACAUCCCACCCGUCUCUUUAGCUGCCGGGCAAACUCCAGCGCUCAUUCUGGAUGCCACGCUCACCCCUGCGGUCAAAGACACGCCUUCAGAGAAGCCUACUGCGAUGGAGACGCUCCUACAGCAGACGACGGAUGCGCAGGCGGCCCCAGAGUCCUCGUAACGGCCGGACCGGGGCCGGUGGGCGUCCCUCCGUACGUCUCUAUUGUAUUUAUUCAGUACAAAAAGAUUCCAGUGUGUGAACACAAACACAGAGAUAAACACGGUUCUGUUGAGAGACGCCAGCGUCUGAGAGUAAUGAGCAUGUGGAUGGACGGCUAAUAUUAAAAAAUACAUUUAAAAAAACAGAGAUGGCUGUAUGUCUGGUUUGCGCUCUUUUCAGAAUCGGUGCCGUCUCGUGCUUUUUCUUUCUGUAUAUCCUGUAAUCAACUUUCAAAUGUUAAUAUAGCAUUCCCUGUAACUGUCAAUUGCUAUGUGAUUUUACAAUGUAAUGUCUGACUUUUGUCUUUCUUUCUUUGCACUGUUUGUUUCGAUUGCUUUGAUUUCCUCAGAAACAACUCUAUUCGUGGUCAGACUGGGCUCUGGGCCUCUUUUUCUCUCACGUGCUCUCACACACUCUCUGUAUGAUAGAUCUGCCAUCAUGAUGAACGGAAACACAGUUACGAACGUGCUGAAGGUGCGCUUGUGCAGUUUGAAGAUUGUGAAGGAAUCUCUUAUUCAAACAUACACAAGCAAUAAACUACCCAGUUUUACACUA
Molecule: messenger RNA, 1149 nt
Organism: Sinocyclocheilus anshuiensis
Lineage: Eukaryota; Metazoa; Chordata; Actinopteri; Cypriniformes; Cyprinidae
Product: Golgi reassembly-stacking protein 2-like
Exons: 4
Coding region: 1-555 (184 amino acids)
Source: RefSeq, a predicted model, not a curated record